Pseudomassariella vexata is the source of this 219-nucleotide messenger RNA. RefSeq lists its product as uncharacterized. NCBI's taxonomy places the organism in Eukaryota, Fungi, Ascomycota, Sordariomycetes, Amphisphaeriales, Pseudomassariaceae. The transcript has a single exon. The annotation marks the transcript as partial. The record is from RefSeq and is a predicted model, not a curated record.
AAGGACAUCCUAAUCCUUAUGGCGGCCUGGGAGGCAAAUAUCGACCGCUAUUAUAGGUUUCGACGGCCCACCAUGCUACCAGAAGAGGUCUGCUGCGUCAAGCGUGGUAUCUACUACCAUACGACCUUUGCCAAGUGGUGGUGCAGCGAAUUAGACGAUAACGCCGAGGCGGAAGACUGGAGCCGCUACCAGAAGAUGGACCCAUUGUACCUGAUCUAG